UCAAAAGACGUAUUUUUGCGAGUUAACCCAGGAGGAGAAAAAAAUAUAUAUCUAUUCUUGACCACAAUAAAGAUGGCGAAAUUUGCUUAGUGCUCGUGCUGCAUUGGGGUUACGCAGACCGGCGUGCUGCAAACCAGCUCGGGCAGCUCUAGGUAGGUUGUGGUUCUGCGAGCUGUAGAACGCAGACUUCGGCUGGGCGCUACUGAGGUUUUACCUUCGCUCCGCAAGAGCUUCGGGUUCUUCGGCCUGCCUUCAUUCGUUUUGGUGUCCAGAACCAGACUGACUGUCUUGCAGUUUGCUUUGCCCCCAUGUGUACCAGAAUCAGUGCUGCAUAGUUUGAACCUGAUAGGAUUGACUUUACAAUGAGACAUUUAAGUCACAUCUGCCAAGAAGUAUGAUUUGAAUGAAAUUUUAACUUAUACAAGUUUUCAGAUAUUUUUAAUCUGAGUUCUCAGCUGUCUGCAUUUAUUCAUUACCUGAGGGGUACAUGGCCCUGAAGGGGAGGGAUAAGAACUGCAGAUCUUAGAUGUUGUGAGAACCCACUACUGUAUAAUUAUACCUAUGAAAUCAUUCAUGUGCUGCCAGCCCCAAAGGGACCAUAAACCAGGGACUUUGAUAUCAUGCAGCAGAAGAGCAAAUUAUUUCUCCAAGCUUUGAAGUAUAGCAUUCCUCACCUUGGGAAAUGCAUACAGAAACAGCAUUUGAAUCACUGUAACUUCGCUGAUCAUUAUUACAGUAGAAUAAAAUUGAAAAUAUAUCAACAAACCAAGUGUCUGCAGAAUAAACCCAAGAUAUCAGAGUUAGCAAGAAACAUCCCAAGUCGGAGCUUCUCAUGUAAGGAAUUUCUGCCUACUAAACAAGAAAACGAAAAAUCCCUUUCAGAAAACAUGGAUGCAUUUGAAAAAGUGAGAACAAAAUUAGAAACACAGCCACAAGAAGAAUAUGAAAUCAUCAAUGCAGAGGUUAAACAUGGUGGUUUUGUUUAUUAUCAAGAAGGUUGCUGCUUGGUUCGUUCCAAAGAUGAAGAAGCAGACAGUGAUAAUUAUGAAGUUUUGUUCAAUUUGGAGGAACUUAAAUUAGACCAGCCCUUCAUUGAUAGUAUCAGAGUUGCUCCUGAUGAAAAAUAUGUAGCCGCCAAGAUAAGAACAGAAGAUUCUGAAGCAUCUACCUGUAUAGUUGUGAAGCUCAGUGAUCAGCCUCUAUUGGAAGCUUCUUUUCCAAAUGUGUCCAGUUUUGAAUGGGUAAAGGAUGAAGAAGAGGAAGAUGUUUUAUUCUACACCUUCCAGAGGAACCUUCGCUGUCAUGAUGUAUAUCGAGCCACUUUUGGUGAAAACAAACGUAAUGAACGUUUUUACACAGAAAAAGACCCAAGCUAUUUUGUUUUCCUUUAUCUUACAAAAGACAGUCGUUUCCUCACCAUAAAUAUCAUGAACAAGACUACUUCUGAAGUGUGGUUGAUAGAUGGCCUAAGCCCUUGGGAUCCACCAGUACUUAUCCAGAAGCGAAUACAUGGGGUUCUUUACUACGUUGAACACAGAGAUGAUGAAUUGUACAUUCUCACUAAUGUUGGCGAGCCUACAGAAUUCAAGCUAAUGAGAACAGCAGCUGAUACACCUGCUAUUAUGAAUUGGGAUUUAUUUUUCACAAUGAAGAGAAAUACCAAAGUUGUAGACUUGGACAUGUUUAAGGAUCACUGUGUUCUAUUCCUGAAGCACAGCAAUCUGCUUUAUGUUAAUGUGAUUGGUCUGGCUGAUGAUUCAGUUCGGUCUCUAAAGCUCCCUCCUUGGGCCUGUGGAUUCAUAAUGGAUACAAAUUCAGACCCAAAGAACUGUCCCUUUCAGCUUUGCUCUCCAAUACGUCCCCCAAAAUAUUACACAUAUAAGUUUGCUGAAGGCAAACUGUUUGAAGAAACUGGACAUGAAGACCCAAUCACAAAGACUAGUCGUGUUUUACGUCUAGAAGCCAAAAGCAAGGAUGGAAAAUUAGUGCCAAUGACCGUUUUCCACAAAACGGAUUCUGAGGACUUGCAGAAGAAACCUCUCCUGGUACAUGUGUAUGGAGCUUAUGGCAUGGAUUUGAAAAUGAAUUUCAGGCCUGAAAGGCGGGUGUUGGUGGAUGAUGGAUGGAUAUUAGCAUAUUGCCAUGUUCGGGGUGGUGGUGAAUUAGGCCUCCAGUGGCAUGCUGAUGGCCGUCUAACUAAAAAACUCCAUGGCCUUGCUGACUUAGAGGCUUGCAUUAAAACACUUCAUGGCCAAGGCUUUUCUCAGCCAAGUCUAACAGCCCUGACUGCUUUCAGUGCUGGAGGGGUGCUCGUGGGAGCAUUGUGUAAUUUUAAUCCAGACCUCCUGAGAGCUGUGACUUUGGAGGCACCUUUCUUGGAUGUUCUCAACACCAUGAUGGACACUACACUUCCUCUAACAUUAGAAGAAUUAGAAGAAUGGGGGAAUCCUUCAUCUGAUGAGAAACAUAAGAACUACAUAAAACGUUACUGUCCCUAUCAAAAUAUUAAACCUCAGCAUUACCCUUCAGUUCACAUCACAGCUUAUGAAAAUGAUGAACGUGUGCCUCUGAAAGGAAUUGUAAACUAUACUGAGAAACUCAAGGAAGCUAUUGCAGAGCAUGCUAAGAACGCCGGUGAAGGCUAUCAGUCACCCAAUAUUAUUUUAGACAUUCAGCCUGGAGGCAAUCAUGUGAUUGAGGAUUCUCACAAAAAGAUUACAGCCCAAAUUAAAUUCCUGUAUGAGGAACUUGGACUUGACAACACCAGUGUUUUCGAGAAUCUUAAGAAAUAUCUAAAAUUCUAAAAUGCUGUAUUUAAUGGGAGUUGGAAACACACUGAAAUAUGUCAUAGUCUUUUGGGUUAGCAAAAGUGAGAUUUUUAUUUUAAGUUACUAAAUAAUUUUUUUAAAUUUUCUUCUCUAGUGUACAUCUUGCUUACACUGUUCUCUCCUUGAUGUAUGUGCCCCUCAACCUAGGAGAGUAGUUUUCUAAUCAUGCUCCUUAGGACAUGGAGGAGAGGGGUGAAGGAAGGGUUGGUGACAGCAGAACUCUUCCCUCUUCCCAUCAAAACAGCGUUGUGUUUGCCUUUUUUACUGAGAUCUUUUUGAACAGUUUACAAAUCAGGGUCCUGCCUCCCUGCUAGUGACCAUUUUUAGACACUUUGGUGGUAAAUCAUCCUCUAGUUUCUGUGCUUGCAUUUUGUGAAUAAGAACAUUCUUCACAUUAAAAUUCAUUAGGUCUUUUGAAUCUGUUACGAUCAUCUCUAUUGAUGCUAUCUCAGUAAAGUUACAAGUUCCUACAAGAGAUAAUUUCCUUUAGACAUUUUUUUAUUCUUUAAAAACAUUUGACAACCUUUCCUAAAAGCAAUGCCAUUCAAGCUACAGAAAUAUCUAAUAAUUAAUGACUGUUGAUAAAGUUUACCCAGCAGCAUGGGUGUACAUGAAGUUACUGCAGAUGCUUAUAACAGGACAGAAAGCCAGUGUCUUCAUCUCUUUUAUAGAGGUGUCUAACACAAGCUGUACAGUAUGUUAAAUACACUGGAGUAGCAUGCCCGGUUGGAAACAAAACAUCUGUCUCUGAAGUCUGUUUGGAGAUGAAGGAGAUCCUUUGUGUUGUAUUCAAGGAUGAGUCCUUCUCCCUUGUCCAGUGUAAUGGCGUGCGUAUCAACUUCACUUCCUUUGUUGGCAGAGUUGGUACUUAACCUUAUCCUCGCUCUUGUGGGAAUUUUUGAAAUCACUUCCUUUAGAUUUAGCAGUGAUGAUUCUCCAAAAUUCAGAAUGAUGAGAAAGACUCUGUCUGUGCCAUCCAGCUCUCUUGUGUACACGACAGAGUGGUUUUCAGUCCUCAAAUAGCAGAACCAGCCCCUGCUGAGGAGCAGCUCAUUGGCAUGAAGCAAACUUAAUUCUUGGUAUAACUUUAAUGCUGAUCUGGGCAGAGUCUUUUGGACCUGGUUUAAAAAAAAAAAGUAUUAACAUAAAUGUUUGAUUCUAAGUUUUUUUUUUAGUAUCAAGAAAUUUCCCCAAAAAACUUGAUACAAUUUUGCCCCUUAAAAUAACUACUUCUACCAAAUCGUAAGUAUUAAUAAGUAUAUAAGAAUACUUUAUUUAACUGCUGAUAGAAAUUGGCAAAUGCACGAUUUCUCCUUGUCCGGAAGUCACUGCCAAAUGGAUAGUGCUCUGCUACAUCUUUGCCAGAGCUGAUGUGGAGACCGAAUUCGACUACACUUUAGGAAUCUCAAAACAAAUGUCCACGUCUAAGUUAAUGGAUAAUUAAUUUGCCUAAGUAAGUUCCUUUAUGCUAUAUUGUAACUGGCAGAAUAGCAGCCACGAUGGCCCCAAACUCUGAGAACUUCUGGUGAAUUGGGGCCUCUGUGUUCUCUUUUGUAGAAUAAUGUGUCCACACAUAUUUCUUGCAUAGCUAAUGAUGAACAGAAAGUUGCAGAAAAGGAUGCAAAGCAAAACGCUGUCUAAAGUGAAAGUAACUAUUCUUAAACCAUAAAAGUAAUACAUGUUCAUUAUAAGAACAUUUGGGUUUAUUUUACAACUAUAUAAACAACAGACAUAAUUUAAUAUUGUAUUUCUCUUGCUUCGUUCCCUUUAACAUCUUUUGUUAUCAUAUAAUCUCCAUAAAUGCAUUUUAAUGGCAGAGUAAGAUUCUGUUAAUGGUUUUACCAUACUUAACCAUUACCUUUCAUUUCAACAUUCAAUUUUCUCAUAUUCUUAGUGCCUCCUGCCUAUAUUUAAAUUAUUGAUUUAGGAUAUAAAUAUCAAAGACAGUUACUGUGUCAAAGAGUGUGGACACUUGAUAUAUAAUGCCAAAUUAUUCUUCAUAAGUGCUGUUGCCAAAUCAAUGAUAAUGUUCAUUUCAUUAUAUUCUUGCCAGCCGUGUUGACUGAGGUGGUUUUGGUGGUGGUUCUUUGGGGGCGGGUGCCUAAUGAAUAUCUAAUGAAUGUUUGAGAAGAUGUCUAUUCUCUAUUUACCAAGUACAAAAGUAUUUGUAGUGUAUGUAUAUGGUUUAUGUGUAUGACUUGUCAAAUUACUAUUAACAUAUUCUGUAGCCGUAGAUAAUGCAUGAAAAAACAUAGUUCAGUGCCACUCACAUAAGAAGUGCCCAAUAAGUGUUGUUAUUUUUGUCUAUUUGAUUUAUCACUUUCUAGAAGUAUGUUGAAGUGUCUCUCUGUGAUUGUGGAUUUGUUGUCUCUCUUUGCACUUCUCAGAAUACUUUUUUUUAUGUAUUUUGAAGUUAUUGUUAAAUGUGUAGAUUCAUGAUUUGUAGUGGAAUAUUCUUUUAUCAAUUUUUAAAAAUUGACCUUUGUCUCAUAAUGCUUUUCAUAUUGAAUUCUAUUUUGUCUGCUAUUAAGUAUUUCCACUCCUGCUUUUUGUAACUUUACUUUUUUAAAUAUGAAAUGCAUGUACACAGUAUAGGCAAACAUAUAAAAUAAAAAGGUUUUCUUCACCA
This is a messenger RNA of Pteropus alecto (black flying fox), 5457 nucleotides long. It is a transcript of the gene PREPL, whose product is annotated as prolyl endopeptidase like. The record is from RefSeq and is a predicted model, not a curated record. Gene Ontology annotation, biological process: proteolysis. NCBI's taxonomy places the organism in Eukaryota, Metazoa, Chordata, Mammalia, Chiroptera, Pteropodidae. Bases 621 to 2804 code for a protein of 727 amino acids. Gene Ontology annotation, molecular function: serine-type endopeptidase activity. The transcript has 15 exons. Gene Ontology annotation, cellular component: Golgi apparatus; cytoskeleton.